GCUGCUCCCCGCCCCCUUCCCCCCGGCUCGCGGGUGGACCCUUCCCCUUCCCGGCGCUGAGCCGCGGGGCCUGCCCGUAGGCCCCGGACCUGAUCCUCCUCCCUGCGGCUGCGCGCCUCCCGCCUGAUGGUGGGGGGCGAGGUAUGCGGUGGGCAGACGAUGCCCUCCCUGCCGAUCGCUGCCUGGAAGAGGGAGUGCCUGCGACAGACAGAAGAGGGCGUCCGAUCCCCAGGAUUGGAAUUACCUGUGAUGUCUCACACCAUUUUGCUGGUACAGCCUACCAAGAGGCCAGAGGGCAGGACUUAUGCUGACUAUGAGUCUGUGAAUGAGUGCAUGGAAGGUGUUUGUAAAAUGUAUGAAGAACAUCUGAAGAGGAUGAAUCCCAACAGCCCUUCCAUCACAUACGAUAUCAGCCAGUUGUUUGAUUUUAUUGACGAUCUGGCAGACCUCAGCUGUCUGGUUUACCGAGCUGAUACACAGACAUACCAGCCGUAUAACAAAGACUGGAUCAAAGAGAAGAUCUACGUGCUCCUCCGUCGGCAGGCCCAACAGGCUGGGAAGUAAUUGAGUCGGAAGCAUUGGGGCUGGGGGUGGACUUGGAACAGGUACAUACAGCGUGCUGUAGUGAACCUUUUGUAUGAUAGCGAUCCUGUUUCAACGUUGUUACACUCAAGCCAAGAUUGAAUGUCUGACAUGAACCGUGAAUGAUCUUGUCACUCUGAAGCCACCGUGGCCCUUUGCUCCUUUACUUUCAUUUUUUUACUUAAACAUUUUUAUGAUAAUACAAAUAGAAAACAUUUUUGCCAUUUAAGGUUGGUUCCGGUCCUUGAAACUGUCGAGUCUGCUUUUAAGCAGUGAGCGCACUAACCCUUUGUGGGGGUGGGGUGGGGACAAGGUUAGUCAUAUAGCCUCUGGGAAAGUCUCAGUGAAAAAUAAAGAAAUGUUCUGUAGUUGUAUUUUCUCA
Molecule: messenger RNA, 964 nt
Organism: Mus musculus (house mouse)
Lineage: Eukaryota; Metazoa; Chordata; Mammalia; Rodentia; Muridae
Gene: Erh
Product: ERH mRNA splicing and mitosis factor
Exons: 5
Coding region: 127-564 (145 amino acids)
Cellular component (GO): nucleus
Source: RefSeq, marked validated